CCGUGCCGGACAUCUUGCGUGCUUCAUACUCGCGAUCCUCAUAGAAAAUCUCUAGACCUUUGAAGCCCGCUUCGGCGGCUUGGUCGAUUUUGUAGGAUAGGUCGUGCAGCCGGGCGCCUCGGGAUGCAACAUGUCAUCUCAUGUUUCGGGCCGUCAUCGCCUAUUCGUCCGUUACCGAUCCAGACCACAAUCACGGCCGACCCAACUCUAUGCAAAUACUUCAUUCCGUCAAACGCCGGAUCCUGCCGCAAUCGGACAAACUGGAGUUAGGCCACAUCCAGGCGCUCCUUAUUCUUGUUUUACUACAUCUUCAGGUCGGGGAUAUCAAACUCGCCUGGGUCCUGGUUGGUCAGGCCACAAGGUUAGUGACGAUGCUGUCGACGGUGUCGAAGUCCCGAUUCCUCCAUACCGUUCACGCAUGUAUCCUACUCGACAGUAUAACCUCAGCCCUUCUGAACAGAUCGCCCUGUUUGCCCUGUUUGUCUCUCGAAGAGCAGCUGGUGUAUGGACCCGUGCAGGAAGACGAUGUAGAGGAGUGGGAUCAUUGGACUGCACGGAAUGGGUUCACGUCAAAAGGACCAUUACGAGCGUUGAGCACGUUUAACGCUGAGAGACAGCUUAUGCAGCUCCUAACUCGGGUAUUGUACUGUCCAGUUGACCUGGCUCAAUUGCACGCCCUCCUGCUCGAGAUACAGGAACAACAGGCGAUUCUUCUAGCACAGUAUUCAGAUCCCAGUUCCGACUCUGCUACACCGCCUCUUCUGACGUUGCAUCUAACAGCCGGCUUUGUGAUUCUCGCACUUGUCCGCCACUGUGGGUCACCUAGUGCCGAUAUGAUCGAUCUGACUGCAUUCGCACAUAAUCUACGCUUUUGCGCCGGAGACCUAGAAAAGACUUCCUAA
Aspergillus novofumigatus IBT 16806 is the source of this 902-nucleotide messenger RNA. RefSeq names its product fungal specific transcription factor domain-containing protein. The coding region runs from base 141 to 902 and encodes 253 amino acids. Lineage: Eukaryota; Fungi; Ascomycota; Eurotiomycetes; Eurotiales; Aspergillaceae. The transcript has a single exon. The record is from RefSeq and is a predicted model, not a curated record. Gene Ontology annotation, molecular function: DNA-binding transcription factor activity. Gene Ontology annotation, biological process: positive regulation of transcription by RNA polymerase II.